AUGAAAGUCUCUCACAUGUCACUGCGCAAUUCCUUACGACUUGGGAGUUUCAGCCGUCCAUUCAUCAAGCCAUGUUGUUCACCAGUCUGGUGUCGUCGCAGCUAUAGCGCCUCCAAUGAGCCGCCCAUCGACUUCGAGGCCAUCAAGGCUGAGAUGCUGGGCAGGCCACCCCAGUUAACCUGGACCAUUGUGUCGCCGACCAACUCGACUCUUCUCAGCAUAGCCCUCGCUGACUUCCUACCAAAGAGCUGCCAUGCCAGAACAUACCAGCUGGGCGCUACAUCCGUGGAGAAGGUCAACGGCAGAUCCUCGCUUCCUCCGGGCCACCAUUUUGUAUACUUCCCGCUGCAGAAGACCGCCUCGCAGCUGGGCGCCGAUGGCACGGACCCAUUCCACAGCCCAGGCGGCCCUUUUGUGCGGCGCAUGUGGGCCAGCGGCUCUCUAGAAUAUACCGGUGAUUUCCGGUUGGAUUUUGUACCUGCCCUAUGCAGUGAGCACAUAGAGGCAGUCACCGUCAAGGGUUCCGAGGGACAAGAGAAGAUAUUUGUCGACGUGGUGCGCGAGUACAAGAAGAAGUCAUUAUACAAAGGUCCCGGUGGCACUAAGUCAAUGCCUCUGUCUCGGAUGAUAUUGGAGCGGAGAACUUUGGUCUUCAUGCGAGGGCUGAGCCCGGAACAAGUACGAGAAAACUUGGCAAAGGCUGAGCGAGACAGGGCGAGGGUCGUUCAGGCCCCCAAUGCCCCCGAUUUCUCCAUCACGGUUACACCUACGCCGGGUCUUCUCUUCCAGUACAGCGCACUAACAUACAAUUCCCACUUGAUACAUUACGACACCAGAUUUUGCCGCGAGGUGGAGGGCUAUCCCAAUUUACUCGUCCACGGCCCGCUCCUUGUCACCCUCAUGCUCUCCGUGGUCGGCCGAGAGAUGACCGCGGAGCAUGAGAAGCUGCGCAGUUUCGACUACAGGAACCUAGCCCCCCUCUUCGUUACCGAACCCAUGCGGGUGUGUGUCAGGCUCGCCAGUACCGAGCAAGAUCCGAACUCAGAGAUCCGUACGUGGGAGACCUGGAUAGAGGGUGGGAAUGGGAGUCUCUGCGUAAGGGGCACUGCCGUCAGCGUACGGCUGCGUGUAUCACGCCGAGAUGAACUGUACAGAUCCAAAAGGCCUAAAAUUGGCAUAUUUCCCAACGACCUUAAUCCAGGGGCAACUGAAAACUACUAA
Hypoxylon fragiforme is the source of this 1221-nucleotide messenger RNA. RefSeq lists its product as uncharacterized. Gene Ontology annotation, molecular function: (3R)-hydroxyacyl-[acyl-carrier-protein] dehydratase activity. Gene Ontology annotation, cellular component: mitochondrion. NCBI's taxonomy places the organism in Eukaryota, Fungi, Ascomycota, Sordariomycetes, Xylariales, Hypoxylaceae. The record is from RefSeq and is a predicted model, not a curated record. Bases 1 to 1221 code for a protein of 406 amino acids. The transcript has 2 exons.